Molecule: messenger RNA, 720 nt
Organism: Protobothrops mucrosquamatus (brown spotted pit viper)
Lineage: Eukaryota; Metazoa; Chordata; Lepidosauria; Squamata; Viperidae
Gene: ASCL1
Product: achaete-scute family bHLH transcription factor 1
Exons: 1
Coding region: 1-720 (239 amino acids)
Biological process (GO): regulation of transcription by RNA polymerase II; developmental process
Molecular function (GO): protein dimerization activity; RNA polymerase II transcription regulatory region sequence-specific DNA binding; DNA-binding transcription factor activity, RNA polymerase II-specific
Source: RefSeq, a predicted model, not a curated record
AUGGCCAGCGGCAGCCCUGCCAAGAUGGACAGCAGCGCCAGCCAUCCUCCGCCUCCCCCGCCGUUCCUCCAGCCCGCCUGCUUCUUCGCGGCCGCCGCCGCUGCGGCCGCCGCAGUAGCCGCUUCACACAGCGCGCAGCAGCAGCAGCAGCAGCUGAGCCCGGCGGCGGGCAGCCAACAGAACCAGCCCUCUCCGGGCGUCGCCAAAGCGUCUGCUGCGGCUGCGCCGAAGCAGCAGCAGCAGCAGCAGCCGCCUCAGCAGCAGGUCAAGCGGCAGCGCUCGGCGUCGCCGGAGUUGAUGCGCUGCAAGAGACGCCUCAACUUCAGCGGCUUCGGCUACAGCCUCCCUCAGCAGCAGCCGGCGGCGGUGGCGCGGCGGAACGAGCGCGAGAGGAACCGCGUCAAGCUCGUCAACCUGGGCUUCGCCACUCUCCGCGAGCACGUCCCCAACGGCGCGGCCAACAAGAAGAUGAGCAAAGUGGAGACGCUGCGCUCGGCCGUCGAGUACAUCCGAGCCCUGCAGCAGCUGCUCGACGAGCACGACGCCGUCAGCGCCGCCUUCCAGGCCGGCGUCCUCUCGCCCACCAUUUCCCCCAAUUACCCCAACGACAUGAACUCGAUGGCAGGCUCGCCUGUCUCCUCGUACUCCUCGGACGAAGGGUCCUACGACCCGCUCAGCCCCGAAGAGCAGGAACUGCUGGAUUUCACCAACUGGUUCUGA